GAGAGAGAGAGAGAGAGUUAGUUAACAGAUGACCAAUGGAGCAUGUCACAGCACCAGUGUUUUCUAUGUCUUCUUGUCCACGAUGCACUUUAGGAUUUCAAUAAGAUGCGUGUGUGUUUCCAGAUAAUCACUUUCUUCCUCGCUGUAAACUUUCACUGCCAGCCGCUCCGAGCUCAGGAUCCCUCCUGCUGCCAACAUGCUGUCGAGUUUGCGCGUUGCAAAGAAGCUUGUGACCAGCUCGCCACUAUAAAGAGUGAGUCUCGUCUGAAGCAUCUCCUCCAGAGGUUACCCAGUUACUGUCCAGAGUUGAUGAAUGAACUUUGGAUGUGCAUCAACUCUACACUUCCAGGAGUAUCCCGGAAGUCCGAUGGCUGGGUGGGGCUGGGCUGCUGCGAGCUGGCUAUCUCAGCCGAGUGUCGCAGGGAAUGCAGACAGGCAUCCUCUAAGAAUGACAUAUCAAAGGUCUGCAAAAAAGUCACAGAGAACCCCCUCUACAGCUGCAUCACCAAAAAUGAAAUGGGCUCCACAUGCUGCAGCUAUUCAGGGCGUCACACCACCUGCAGGGAGUACUGCCAGGCCAUCUUCAGGACCGACUCGACCCCCACCGUGUCCCAGAUCAACGCUGUCAGGGAGUACUGCCAGAGUCACAGCGCUCAGCUGCUCAGCUGCGUCGACAACUUCACCAAGUCCUACCCCAUACGCAGCCCCAUCGACAGUCUGUACUGCUGUGACCGGGCAGAGGCCACCCACUGCCAGGAGGCGUGCCGGCGAAUCCUUCGCACUAUGAGCACCGAACAUGAGAUCAUGGAGGGUUUGAUCGACGAGUGUGGCUCCCAGCCUCUCCCUCAGGAACCCAUGUGGCAGUGCUUCCUGGGCAGCGCCCACCCUCCCUCCCCACCUGAAGAGGAGCCUGCCCACCCUGCCAAGAUGGACUGUGCCAAGCUGCACUGCUGCUCCAAAGCGAACACAUCAGUCUGCAGGGACAUGUGUCAGGAGAUCAGCACUAACUGGGGCAGCCAGACAUGGCAGGACUUUGACCAGCUCUGUGAGUACAACCCGGUGGAGACGGAGCUCAUCAACUGCCUGGCUGACGUCAGAGAGCCGUGCCAGCUGGGCUGCAAGGACCUGGCCUACUGCACCAACUUCAACAACAGGCCCACAGAGCUGUUCCGCAGCUGUAACGUCCAGUCAGACCAGGGCGCCAUGAACGACAUCAAGCUGUGGUCCAAUGGGACGAUCAAGAUGCCGUUCAUGAACAUCCCUGUGUUGGACAUCAGGAAGUGUCUGCCGGACAUGUGGAAGGCCGUGGCCUGCUCCCUGCAGAUCAAACCCUGCCACAGCAAGUCCAGAGGGAGCGUCAUAUGCAAGUCAGAUUGUGUGGACAUCCUGACCCAGUGUGGGGACAAGAAGCGUUUCCAUGAAGGACAGACUCCAGAGAGGAUCUGUGAGCUGCUGUCGCCCAUUGACGACCCAGAACGCUGCAUCCCCCUCCACAGAUACCUCACCCCCAGUUCCCUAGGCAACAGCAUCGUGGAGGAGGUCCUCCACCCAUGCAACCCCAACCCCUGCCCCAGUAACCACUUAUGCCAGGUGAACAGGAAGGGCUGCCUGGAUGAGCUCAGCUGUCAGCCGCACCUCUGCGUGCCAGGCUGCAAACUGGGUGAGGCCUCCGAGUUUCUGGUGCAGCAGGACGCUCGUAUCCAGGUGCCGACGCGCGCCGGUCCUUCCGGGUGUCACGAGGUGUGCAGCUGUGGUCCCAGUGGGCGUCUGGAGAACUGUCUGGACAUGCCCUGUGUGGACACCAGCAAGCCCUGCAUCGUAGGAGGACAGAGGAAGAGCCACGGGACAUCUUUCAGGAUGGACUGCCACACCUGUUCCUGCUUCGGUGGGGACGCCAUCUGCUCCACUAGAGAAUGCCUCAGCUACGACAGCUCUGACCAGGACCGCAGACACUUUACCGGCCUUCCCUGUGGGUGUCCAGACCGCUUCGUCCCAGUGUGUGCCUCUAACGGGCGGACUUAUCCCAGCGCCUGUGUGGCUCGCUGUAUGGGCUUCAAGGACCACCAGUUUGUGUUCGGCCUGUGCCGCCUCAGUAACCCCUGCGCUGGCAAACCCUGCCAGAGAAACCAGAGGUGCAUCCCAAAGUACCGUGUGUGCCUGAGCGACUGGUCCGACUGCCCGCAGCACGAGUGUGUCGGCCGGCCCGCGGCCUGUGAUAAGAGCAGCGUGGAGCCGGCCUGUGACACUGACGGCCUGCUCCACGCUAGUCCAUGCCAGCUGCUGCAGGCCGGGAAGAGCCUGGCCUACAUGGGCCACUGCCAGGAUGCCUGUCGGAAGCCUCGGCAGGUCUGUGGCCAUAACGGGGAAACCUACAACACGGUGUGUGAGGCCUUCUCUGACCGCGUGGCCGUGGACUACGAGGGCCCCUGCCACGCUGUGGGGGCCAUGUCUGACGUGGCUCCCGACUCUGCGUGCAGUGUGAUUCCCUGUCCAGCUCUGUCUACCCCGGGCUGCCAGCCCGUCACUCCCCCUGGAGCCUGCUGUCCUAUCUGUGCCAGCAUGCUGCAGAUCCUCUGGAACAAAGAGCAGAUCAACACGUUCUCUAAGCUAAAUAACAACCAGCCGGUGACGGUCCACGACGUGCUGCAGGUCCUGCGGCUUCAUGUCUCCGUGCCGCAGUGCGACGUCUUCGGAUACCUGAGCAUCGACCACCAGCUGGUGGUCCUCAUUGCUCCGGUGGAGCAGCAGCCAACACCACUGCAGAUCGAAGCUUGCGGUAAGGAGGCCGAGAAGAUUGAUUCCCUCAUCAACUACGCCAGCCCCACGCUGGUCUCCCAUGUUCCCCUCUCUGCCUUCCUCAAUUCUGAGCUCCAGACCUCCUCCAUCCACUCGUCCGGGGGCCCUGGGCCUUCCCCUCUGCCCCCAGGCCUGUGCUUCCUGCUGGGCCUCCUCGUGGCUGCAGCCCCUGUCCUCCAGCAGGUCUGAGUGCCUAUCAUCCCCUCCCAGCGUCUCCCUCACUAACUCUUGAGUCUUCCAAAGUACCCUCCCACCUCCCCUCCUCCUCCUGAGGUGAGUGUGCCGCUCAUGGAGCAGGAAGAAGCAGCGGCGGUGCCUUUUUUUCGACAAUCAUUCCUAUUGGCAUACCUGCAUGUCAAACAAUCAAGGCGGUGCAAAAGCUAUUAUUCUGGAAUUUUUUUGUAUGAACAGUAUUAUUCAACACACUGGUUCUCCCUCAGUGACGUGUGAUUAAGUGUUUGUGUGUGUGUGUGUAUGUGCGUGCGUGUGUGUGUGUGUGUGCGUGCGUGCGUGCGUGCGUGUGUGUGUGUGUGUGUGUGUCAGACUUCAUUCCAUCCAGUGUUUAUCCACUAGUCCCAGCAGCAGCUCUCUGAAAGCUGUUAGGUGGGAAUGUAAAUUUCAUGACUCACUCUGUCUUCUUCUGAGGCUUUGUGUGUGGGUUUAUGUGUAUGUGUGU
Perca flavescens (yellow perch) is the source of this 3472-nucleotide messenger RNA. It is a transcript of the gene reck, whose product is annotated as reversion-inducing-cysteine-rich protein with kazal motifs. The transcript is spliced from 21 exons. The record is from RefSeq and is a predicted model, not a curated record. Gene Ontology annotation, molecular function: metalloendopeptidase inhibitor activity; protein binding. Gene Ontology annotation, cellular component: plasma membrane. Lineage: Eukaryota; Metazoa; Chordata; Actinopteri; Perciformes; Percidae. The coding region runs from base 106 to 2985 and encodes 959 amino acids. Gene Ontology annotation, biological process: blood vessel maturation; sprouting angiogenesis; extracellular matrix organization.